Molecule: messenger RNA, 2034 nt
Organism: Rhodamnia argentea
Lineage: Eukaryota; Viridiplantae; Streptophyta; Magnoliopsida; Myrtales; Myrtaceae
Product: putative pentatricopeptide repeat-containing protein At5g37570
Exons: 1
Coding region: 102-1763 (553 amino acids)
Biological process (GO): RNA modification
Molecular function (GO): protein binding; RNA binding
Source: RefSeq, a predicted model, not a curated record
CUGCGCAUUUGAUUUUGAUAUCAUCUGCCGGGAAAGGCCCAAACGUCCCCGAGAAAUUGCUUGUCUUAGCAAACUGGAGCCGCAAUGCCUUCUCAAUCCUCAUGCCGUUCCAUUCUUUAUCGACUCGCGUCCCUGUCUCCGAUAAGCUGCCUUCGAUCGUCACCCUUCUCAAGUCCUGCAAGAACUCCGCCCACAUUCACCAGCUGCACGCCCAGAUCAUCAUCAAAGGGCUCGAGCAAGACCAGUUCGUCGCUUCCCAUUUCAUUUGCCUCUCCUAUUCCCUCUCUUCUCUCUCCUACUGCUCUCGCUUCUUCAGCUGCAUCCUCGACCCAAGCCCCGUCCUUUGGAAUUCUCUCAUUAAAGGGUAUUGCGAGAGAGCUUCCUGGGUCGAGACACUCUCGGUUUUCAUGCGCAUGAGGAGAGUUGGAGCCGUACCCGAUAAGUUCACAUACCCGUUGGUUUUGAAAUCUUGUGCCGGUGAGAUGAGGGUGAAAGACGGGAGCGGGGUUCAUGGGAGUGUUGUGAAGAGUGGUCUUGACAAGGACGUCUUUGUGGGCACGAGUCUGGUUGAUUUGUACGGCAAGUGUAGCGAGAUAGAGUGCGCGCGGAAGGUGUUUGACACUAUGCCCCAGCGAAGUGUGGUUUCUUGGACGGCUAUGGUUGUCAGUUACAUCGGUGCUGGGGAUUUGGUUGAGGCCAGGAGAAUGUUUCAGGAAAUGCCGCUGAGAAAUGUGAAGUCGUGGAAUGCGAUGAUCAGCGGGUUUGCGAGAGUGGGUGAUCUGAGGAGUGCUAGGGAACUUUUUGAGGAAAUGCCUGAGAGGAACGUGGUUACUUUUACAGCGAUGAUUGAUGGGUAUGCAAAGGCUGGGGAUAUGGCUUCCGCAAGGACUUUGUUUGAUCAAGCCCCUGUGAGGGAUAUGUUUGCUUGGUCGUCAAUGAUUUCGGGAUAUGCACAAAAUGGUCUACCAAAUGAAGCUGUGAAGGUUUUUGUUGAGAUGGUGUCAAAGAAUAUCAAGCCUGAUGAGUUCACGUUGGUUGGCCUGAUGUCAGCUUGUUCCCAAAUAGGUUGUGGGAAGUUAGCCAAGUGGGUCGAUUCUUAUUUAAGCGAGAGUUCAAUUGCUCUCGAGACAGCUCAUGUUGUUGCAGCUCUAAUAAACAUGAAUGCAAAAUGUGGGAACAUUGAGAGAGCGACAGAAUUGUUUGAAAUAUUGCCUAAGCGAGACAUCAUUUCCUAUUGUUCCAUGAUACAGGGGCUAUCGAUGCAUGGAUGUGGGGUUUUGGCAGUGAAUCUCUUCAUGCGGAUGCUCCAGGAAGGAAUUAAUCCUGAUGAGGUGGCCUUCACGGUUAUUUUAACUGCUUGUAGCUGUGCUGCACUUGUAGGUGAGGGUAUGCAUUUCUUUGAGAUGAUGAAAAAUGAGUACUCCAUAGUCCCCUCCCCUGAUCACUUUGCGAUCAUGGUUGACCUCCUUAGCCGGUCAGGACGGCUAAAUGCAGCUUAUGAGCUAUUGAACACAAUGCCCAUGGAGCCCAAUGCUAGUGCAUGGGGUGCACUUCUAGGGGCCAGUAAGUUGCAUGGUGACCUUGAGUUAGGGGAGGUGGUUGCUUGGAGGCUUUUUGAGCUUGAGCCUCAAAAUGGUGGAAACUAUGUGCUUCUGUCCAACAUAUACGCUGCUGCUGAUCGGUGGGUGGAUGUUUCUCUUCUCCGGAAUCAAAUGAAGGAGAGGGGAGUUAGAAAAGUCCCUGGUUGCAGCUGGAUUUCUUAGUAACCAAUUUCACUAUUGCAUCACUUAAGCAUGUCACGCCUUCUAAUAUUUGGUGCCAUGGGAUUGCAUGCACUGGGACAAGUUUGUGUGGCACCUGGGAUUUGAGGAGAACUACACGGUGGAGUUAGGGUCUACCUGAUUAGGUGUUCAACUCAGAUUGGCAGAAGUGAGCCUAGCUGCGUUAGUUCAGAAUUCUUCCUGAUUUGAUGUCUAAAACCACUUUGGUUUGCAGAGAAGUGAAAGUCAUACAGUUGGAAAACAGCUAACGUUU